AUGGCCAACAUUGUGGUGAAGACUAUCUGGCAGUCCAAAGAAAUAAAGGAGGCCGGAGACACACGCACAGGGAUUGAGAGUCGGGCUCAGGGCAGCAAGGAGCAGCUGGGAAAGCCUGCCAGCGUCAAGGUCUUCCCCAAAAAGAAGAAAGCCGUCUCUUUCCAUGGCCUGAAUCCAAGGUCCACCCGGCUCCUCUGGGUACCCAGUGUAUGUGUGUGUGUGCAGCCAUAUUUGAGAGGGAGUAAAAGUUCCUCCUCUGAGGGAGGAAGUAGUAUCCUCCCCCUCCUGAAGAAGCCAGCUGGUGAUCUGAUUGUGUUGGAUACCUUCUGUCACUCUUCAGAUUUCCUUUUUUCAGGGAAGAUCUUGGAGAAGGUCGUGGGGCAUCAGUUGCAGAGAAUCCUGGAAAGAACGUUGUCCACUACUGUAUCGAGGGAUAAUGUAUGUACUUUUUCCCAACCCAGAGUUGAGCCCCAUUUGACCGGCGAAAGCCCCAAUCUCAACUUGAAGCGUUCUUCGGCUUGUACCAAUGUUUCUCUCCUGAACCUAACUGAUGGGGAACAUGAGGAUUCCACCACUGAGAAUGAAUCCACAGAUGAUGGGGGCCUGCCAGGGGGAGCAGGGGGCGAAAGACAGGAUCCCCUGCUUGCCAUCAAGCCAGCAUGGUCACAUUGGUCAGAAGAUGAGGAUGAUACUUCUGGCCAGCAGGAAGUGAGCAGUAGUGGCCUGUUGCGAGCCAAGGACUCCAUCACCAGCCUCAAGGAGAGGACGCCCAAGGUCAAGUGCCAUGUUCACAGUCUGCAGAAUGAGUACACAAUGUUAUAUGAAAACCUGGAGUGGUGCAGGCAGGAAGCUAAGGAUCUUGAAGAAUACUGGAUUCAGUUGAAGGAAAGCUUCCGAAAGGUGACCACAUCCAUGGAAGAUGCUGAGAUUAAGAGCAGCCUGCUGAAAAAAAACUCAGUCCUCCUGGAGGAGAAGCUGCGUGACUUGCAGGGACAGAUUGAAGCAGAAGAAGUUCAGCAAGAGCACGGGUCACAGUUGCUGGAACAGUGGAUGGCCACUGGGGUAUCCAAGCAACAUGUGGAUUCAGGAGGCAGUACGGUGGCCACACCCCCAAGGUCAGCCAUCUGUGAGGAGAGAGAACUUGCUAUGUUGGCCUCCAUCAACAGCCUGCGAGGGGCACUGGAAAGUGGGCAGUUGCAAGCAGGCCUUGGGGAUGAGGGGGGCACAGCUAGAAAGUCAACCAUGGCUUCCACUUUGGCUUGCCUUCCUCUGCUGGAGGAGAUUGGGAAAAGCAUGCUGGAGCUGGCCGGGUGGGCUCAGCGAGAUGGGCUGACCCAGAAGGAGGUGCUGCGGCUGCUGGCCCAGCUGGGGGUGCGCUUGGAGGGAGCGCUUCCCCAGUGGGAGAGGACCCAGGAGGAACAAGGCCGGGUGCUCAGGAUGCUUCGGGAGGAACUGGACGACGUCUCUGCCACAGCAAAGCGGACAUCGGUGUCUCUCACUCAGCUCUGUGCAGACCUGGGUGGGCUCUGGCAGCUGAAGCCACUCCUGGGAGAUGUAUCCCGCCACCUUGCCACACUCAGGAACACGGAAGCGCCCGAUCGGCCUCCUCCGAGUUGUGCCAGGUGUUCCAGCUACAGCAUUGUGAAUGCAGAGAUGCUGCGACAGAUGGUUGAGCAGGCGAUGGCACCCGUUCUGGAGGAGCUGAAGCAGCGGGCCCCAUCAGCAGGCACGUGCCCCAGCUGCCAGCAUUUGCAGAAGAAGAUAAUGGGUCUGGAACAGUCGGCCUUGAAGGCUCAUGCACAAACAGAAGCACUGAGUUCGAAUGUGCGUCUGGCCCAGGAUGAGGCCCUGAGAGCCAAAAACUAUCUGGAGCGGACAAGGAUCGCUGUAGAGGAUAAGACCCACAGCCUGGGUUAUCUGCAGGACAAAUUGAGCUCCCUCCACUCACAGCUGUCUCUGGUCUCCCCAGAAGGAGCGCCCCAGUCCCCAGCAAACGCCAUCGCUGCUUCUGUCACCCUCAGCAAGCGGAGCUCUUGCCCUGCUGAGCUGAACCGUCACCCCCAAUAAAAGAGGGAGAUGGCCAUGGCCUGCUGUUCUUCCUCACUCAUUGGAAACUAGAGGGCAGUUUCAGCCAGGAGAAGGUCCUUCCUCUGAACAGAGCAGCCCGCUUUCUGGUGUGCUGGGCUGGGAAAUGGCCUGGAGGACUGAAACCGGAGGUAGAAUUGACACCCUGGGAAAUACGUUUAUUUAUUUAUCAAUUUUAUACACCGCCCAUCU
Molecule: messenger RNA, 2277 nt
Organism: Candoia aspera
Lineage: Eukaryota; Metazoa; Chordata; Lepidosauria; Squamata; Candoiidae
Product: testis-specific serine kinase substrate-like
Cellular component (GO): centriole
Molecular function (GO): protein kinase binding
Source: RefSeq, a predicted model, not a curated record